AAAGAUUUUAAUGACCGCCCAGGGUGGUUUGUGACCAGCAGGCAUGGGAAACAGCUCUCUUUGGGAUGAUCCCAAUGUUACCUGCAGCAACGCAGGCAAUAGCUGCUACUUGGACAACAGCAUGAGCUUCAACUUAACCUUCCAAGAGCAGGCAGCCGAUUUCUACGUUGUCCUCCCUGUGAUUUACUCUGUGAUCUGUGCUGUUGGGCUCACAGGCAACACUGCUGUCAUCUAUGUGAUCCUCAAGGCCCCCAAGAUGAAGACUGUGACAAACAUGUUCAUCCUGAACCUUGCUAUAGCUGAUGACUUGUUCACACUUGUCCUGCCCAUUAAUAUUGCUGAACACCUCCUUCACUACUGGCCCUUUGGGGAAGUCCUCUGCAAGGUUAUCUUGUCUAUAGACCACUACAAUAUCUUCUCCAGCAUUUAUUUCCUGACAGUGAUGAGCAUAGACAGGUACCUGGUUGUCCUGGCUACAGUCAGGUCCAAGAGGAUGCCACAUCGCACGUACCGAGCAGCCAGGAUUGUCAGUUUGUGCAUCUGGAUCCUAGUCACCAUCAUAGUUCUCCCUUUCAUCAUCUUUGCCAAUGUCUACAUAGAUGACCUGGAGAUCAAGAGUUGUGGUCUCAACUUCCCCAAGCCCGAAAGGUUCUGGUUCAAAGCCAGCAGGAUCUAUACCCUCAUCCUUGGCUUUGCCAUUCCGGUAUCCACCAUCUGCAUCCUCUACACCAUGAUGCUCUACAAGCUAAGGAACAUGCACUUGAACUCUAAUGCUAAAGCCCUGGACAAAGCCAAGAAGAAAGUCACUAUCAUGGUCUUCAUAGUCCUGGCUGUGUGUCUCUUCUGUUGGACCCCCUUCCACUUGGCCACCAUUGUGGCUUUGACCACUGACUUGCCCCAGACCUCCAUGGUCAUUGGCAUAUCCUACUUCAUCACCAGCCUAAGCUAUGCCAACUCCUGCCUGAACCCAUUCCUGUACGCUUUCCUGGAUGACAGCUUCCGGAAGAGCUUCCGGAAGAUGCUGGAAUGCAGAACUUCCUGAACA
Messenger RNA from Melopsittacus undulatus (budgerigar), 1045 nucleotides. It is a transcript of the gene NPBWR2, whose product is annotated as neuropeptides B and W receptor 2. The transcript has a single exon. Gene Ontology annotation, biological process: neuropeptide signaling pathway. Lineage: Eukaryota; Metazoa; Chordata; Aves; Psittaciformes; Psittaculidae. The coding region runs from base 44 to 1042 and encodes 332 amino acids. The record is from RefSeq and is a predicted model, not a curated record. Gene Ontology annotation, molecular function: neuropeptide binding; neuropeptide receptor activity. Gene Ontology annotation, cellular component: neuron projection; plasma membrane.